Messenger RNA from Rattus norvegicus (Norway rat), 1152 nucleotides. It is a transcript of the gene Col4a4, whose product is annotated as collagen type IV alpha 4 chain. Gene Ontology annotation, molecular function: extracellular matrix structural constituent. Gene Ontology annotation, cellular component: extracellular matrix; basement membrane; collagen trimer. Lineage: Eukaryota; Metazoa; Chordata; Mammalia; Rodentia; Muridae. The record is from RefSeq and is marked validated. Gene Ontology annotation, biological process: glomerular basement membrane development.
CAACUCGCAGCCAGCACACAGACCUGAGGCUGGACAGGCUGUGAAGAGGAACACGGUCACGGGUGGAUUACCUCCAGCCACAACCUCGAGGGCACUGACUCCCAACUGUCCAUGAGAAUCUUCUGGGAGAGAGGAGAAGGCCGGAGGAGUAUUUUGGGCACAGAGGUCAUCCCUUGAAGGCACUAGUGCUCAAGGUCUUCAUGAGGUGCUUUUUCAGAUGGACCGAGUCCUACGGCACAGGCCCCUGGUCACUGAUAUUUAUCCUCUUUACCAUACAAUAUGAAUAUGGGAGCAGCAAGAAAUAUGGCAGCCCCUGUGGAGGAAGAAACUGCUCUGUCUGCCAGUGUUUCCCUGAAAAGGGAUCUCGGGGUCACCCAGGACCACUGGGACCACAGGGACCAAUAGGGCCCUUGGGACCCCCAGGACCCAUUGGGAUUCCAGGAGAAAAAGGACUGAGAGGUGACAGCGGCCUGCCUGGACCACCAGGAGAGAAAGGAGACAAGGGUCCAACUGGUGUGCCCGGAUUUCCAGGCGUGGAUGGUGUACCUGGUCACCCAGGGCCUCCUGGACCCAGAGGCAAACCUGGUAUGGACGGCUACAAUGGCUCACGAGGUGAUCCGGGCUAUCCAGGAGAGAGAGGAGCUCCUGGCCCUGGCGGCCCCCCUGUAAGACACCAUUAGCACAGUCUAGAGUGGUCCUGAGUGAAAAGACUUUAUGUACAGCAGGAACUGGCUGGUCUACUCGGGAAUGGCCUCACUGCACCUUUGCCUGCCUGCAGCAGGACAACUAAACUGGGUGCUUGGGGGAGGGGGAGACGAGGUGGGCAGAACCAGAGCAUUUAGGGGCUUCAUGGGCGGUGGAAAGGGAAGAUACUGAGGGUAUUAAGAAGGGGUGUGAACUAACUGGCUUCAUCAAGGAGUUAAAGGAGGAGGUAGUUUACCAAAUCUUACAACCCCACCAUUCAGGGCGAAUUUGUAUUUAAAGAUAGUUUCAGCAAGGGACAUCUCUUAUUUCCACCACCCACCUUUCCAGCUGUCUUACUUGAGUAAAAAUCAGAUAUGGUUUUGCCUGAGUCAAAAUGCACUGUAUGGAAUUCUCAAAGAACUAAUAAAAAUUGAGAAAAUUUUAAAUAAAAAAUAAAAUUACUAUUUA